CAUCCGGGACACUGAGCAGUUUCACAUGUCAGUUGGUUCAGCUGUCAAGAUUGUCCUGCAUGAAGAGAAGCUCCCGCAGAUAGUCAGGGUUUUCACCACGUCUUUCAGGAGAAGAGAUGGCGCUGAUGGGGGUUCAGCUGGUGGUCAGCUUGCUGGCUGCCAGCAUUAUGCAGAGGAUGGCUCCACAUUGCUCAUUUGCGCGCUGGCUCCUCUGCAACGGCAGUUUGUUCCGGUUCAAACACCCAUCAGAGGGAGAGCUGUGUGCACUGGCAGGAAAACAGAUGCCCAAACAGAACAGGAGAGACAGGAGACAAAAUGGGGAGAGCAAACCUCUCACUGUGCCCAAAGACAUCGACCUUCACCUGGAGAAAGCUCCAGUCAGCGUCAUUGAUGCCCUGGUGCUGCGUUUUUUCCUGGAGUACCAGUGGCUGGUAGAUUUCUCAGUCUAUGCAACAGGCGUCUUCCUGUUCACUGAGUGCUAUUACCAUGUGGUGGAUGCCAGCAAAGAGGUCAAUAUUGGCGCUAUCUGGUGUGUUCUGACUGUUCUCUUCAGUCUAAAGACCCUUCACACUCUGAUGAGCCACUACUUCCGCUCUGAAGAGGGUGGCGAGCGAUCAGUGUGCCUUGCCUUUGGCUUUUUGUCUCUGCUUGUGGCCAUGCUGGUGCUGGUGGUCAGAGAGGACUACCUGGAGUUUGGCCUGGAAUCAGGCUUUUCUAGCCUUUUUGACAACUUGGAAAUCUUUGCCAAACAGCAGGGCUACGCCGACUGGUCAAUCCCGGUGACUAAGCUGACAGUGAAGCUCGGUCUGGCUGCUGUCUGUGCUUACAUUGGUGCUCUGCUGGCCUUCCCUGGACUGCGACUGGCUCAGACUCAUCUUGAUGCUGUACAGAUGAACUCAGACAGGCCAUUCAUCCAGAUUCUGCUGCACAUGAGUUUCAUGUCUCCAGUCAUUGUGUUGAUUCUGUGGGUGAAACCCAUUGCAAGAGACUUCCUGGCCAACGCACCCAUGGGAAAGACCUCUGUCACAAUAGUGCCCAGUGCAGUAUUUGACAGCAUGCGUCUGUGGAUCAUCGUGGUGCUGUGUGUGCUGCGCCUAGCACUGACUCGUUACCACCUGCAGGCCUACCUCAACCUGGCUCAGAAGUGGGUGGAGCAGAUGAAGAAGGAAGCGGGGCGUAUCGCUGCCAUUGACAUUCAGAGGAAGGUUACACGUGUGUUUUGCUAUCUGACUGUAGUCACUCUCCAGUAUCUGGUUCCUGUUUUGCUCAUCCUCUUCUCCACACUGUCACUCAAGGCGCUAGGGGACUUCUCCUGGGGAAUGGGUGCAGAGGAAACCCCUGGGGUGACACCGGCACUGGUGAUGCCCACAGCAGCACCUGUGCUGCCUGGCGGUCUCGAUGAAGACGAAGAGGGGGUGGAAGACAUGGAGGAAGACAUCCAGGCUACUGUAGCUCACCUCUCGGCGACUUUCGCAGCACUGCGGUCUGUCCUCACCCCGCUUUUCUUCCGAGGCUUCUUCGCCUUCCUCACCUGGUGGGUGGCCGCCUGCCAGGUCAUCAGCUCUCUGUUUGGCAUCUACUUCCACCAGUACCUUAUGCAGAGCUAAGUGAGGAAAACAGGGGGGCAUACUGCUCUACCUGCAAUGCAACUCUAGCCUUCAGCUACUGUUAUAAUGUUGCAAAGGAUUCCUGCUGCAUAGAGGGGACAUUUCAUUAAAACACACACCUACAGACAGAAUGCACCAUGUUGUUGGGUCUAACAGAAGAAUCGAUCGAGGUUUGUUGAGAGCAGAAUGGUGGUGGACACUGUCUGUUGCAAUAUCAGCUCCCUCGUUGCUCUCAUGACUAUUUAUGGCCAGCAGGUUACUGGUAUCAAUAACACCCAUGUAAAGAGAGAACGGGAGCCUUAAUCAUGAAGCAAGUUUCACUUAGUCUGGCUUUCUUUGGGCACUCGUUGACAAAUGGUAUCACGACCUGGUCACCUAUCAGCUGGCUCAGUUCACUCUUCACUAAUCCAGUUAUGAGCUGGAUUACAUGCAACAUCAAAAGAGCUAUGAGUGAAGUACUUAAUAUGACACAGUGAUACCUGUGGGAAAAUAAGGUUAUUGUGAUAGCAUUAGGUAAUACUCUGCGAGGUGAAAUACACCGAACAUAAUCACACAUGUAGAAUAGAAUAAUAAGCCGUAGAGAGAGCAAGAAUAAUUUCCAAAUUUUCAAAAUAAAGCUGCAAAUAGAUAUAGGAAUUAUAAUGUAGGCUGUUUCAAUAUGUAAAGUGACAUUUUGGUGCUUUUUUGUCUCAUUAUGUACAAACUUUAAUCUACUUAAAUUGCUGCUAAAGAUACAGAUUGAAAAAUAAAAUAAAUAAAGAAAUAAAAGCAUGUUAAAGUCUAUCUGACCAAAAUGUUACACAAUUUCCUGAGUCUGAGAAACAGUGAACGCAAAGUUGCGCACUUGUUAGUAUGCAGCUAUAAUAAGGGUUAUAGGUUAUUAUUGUGGUAAACUAUCUGCUAUUUAAAAGUCCUGUUUAAAACACAGAUUGUACACUCGUUCAUAGAAAGCAGAGUGAUUCUACUAUGUCUCUGUUUCUCUUAAUUACUUCUUCUUUAUUGUGAACUCAGUACUUUUGUCCACAUCAAGAUUCUGUAGAAAUGAUGACUCAGUUUUCCCAGUGAGCUGACUGGUCAGGUUAGCCCCACAGCACAGGUUACUAUGGUGAUCUGUCAGUCAACAGUGAGCCCUGCUUUGUAAUACCAGAAAACCUGAGUUAAACCCAGAGAUAGCUGGCUACUCCUCUGAUCUUGCUUUAUGAUCCCCAGUCAUCUUUCAGCUACUUUAGCAGAACAUUUCUUCUGCAACUUUUCAGACAAAUCUAUGCCUGUGUUACCCGAAUGGUUCUUACCAGAACAUUAUUAAAUGCUGCAUACUGUAUAAGAUAUUUAAUGGUACCAGGUUGAGUAUUAGUACUUGUCCAAGUGUAGAUAAGACACUUUAUUUUUGUGAGGGACUCUUUGUCCCCCUUAAGGAACCGAUUCAAGAGUGCUAAAUGGUUUUGGUUUGUUUUUGUGAUCUUUUUCUGCUUUAAUGCUUUAAUUGCAAAGAAAUAGUAAAGCUCAGACCCAGCCUACUGAGUUAAACACAGCUGAGCACGAGUGAGAAUGUGUAUUAGCCAAGAACUGUUGCUUUUAUAUAAAGAGUUUCCUUCAGAAUUCCUAAGUGCCUGGGAGCUCAGGGAUUUUGAGUCAGUUUUAAAAUCCCCUUCCUCCCUGCUCAUGUGUAUUUGGAAUGAAUAGAAUCUGUUGAUAGAUUAAAAUUAACACUCCAGACUCAGUUCUGUUUUUCCUGUGAUUUUCAAACACUAAUCACUGGCAACAUUUUUUGUUGAAGUGUUUUCAUUAGCAACAUGUAUUUUUAGGUUUUGCUGUUUUUAUUUCCAAUCAGUUGUGUACAUGUAGGAUUAAUCAAAGUCUACUUUAAAUCAGUGUGGUAGCUGUGUAUUUUAUUUAUUUAUGACACAUCGCCCCAAAUAACUUUUGUUAUUUGGAAAUGAUACAGAUGCUGUAAUUCUGUACUUUUUUUGUAUUCUGUUUUGGCAAGUUUUGAUUUUGAGUCUUUUGCUUUUUUUUUUUUUUUAAUUUGUUUUUUUUUUUUGUUGUUGUUGUUUUUUUAGAUAGCAUAUUUGAAUUGAAUGCUCUGAAAUCAUUGUACUGUGAAGUUCAUAUGAAAAUGUAGCUUUUUGAGAUUUUCUGAAUGCAUGGUGUGCAAAGUUUUUGGCUGUAACCUGAACAUUUAGUUUUGUUUGUGUGGCAAUAAAAACAUUAUUUUCA
Lates calcarifer (barramundi perch) is the source of this 3824-nucleotide messenger RNA. It is a transcript of the gene tmem161a, whose product is annotated as transmembrane protein 161A. Bases 117 to 1607 code for a protein of 496 amino acids. The transcript is spliced from 11 exons. NCBI's taxonomy places the organism in Eukaryota, Metazoa, Chordata, Actinopteri, Centropomidae. The record is from RefSeq and is a predicted model, not a curated record.